This is a messenger RNA of Trypanosoma cruzi, 381 nucleotides long. RefSeq lists its product as uncharacterized. Bases 1 to 381 code for a protein of 126 amino acids. The transcript has a single exon. Lineage: Eukaryota; Euglenozoa; Kinetoplastea; Trypanosomatida; Trypanosomatidae. The record is from RefSeq and is a predicted model, not a curated record.
AUGGCCGCAGGCGGAGAGCUGGCGGCAACAGCAGCUGCAGUGCGGGGACAGUUUGCAACGUGUGCCCGUGGGGGAAGGACGACAUGGCGCAGGAUGGGCUUCUGGAGACUGAGCUUUUCACCCCGGUGGAUGAGAGCCUCUAGUCCAGCAGACGUGCUGAGCAUGGGGAGAAGGAGCUGUGACCGCCCCGUAUUUUGGCCUCAGAGCCAGAGUGCACCCUGUCGAAGGCAAAAAGGGGCGAAGUCGACACAAUGCCACUUGUCCACGAAGCGCUUCUUCCUCCCAUGCUCUGGCAGAGGCGUGCCGGGAGGAUACUGCGAACAGUUGCGCUUUUGUUGUUGGCUGUGGUGGCGGGGAGGGCGGAGGGGCAGACUCAACUGA